This is a messenger RNA of Pygocentrus nattereri (red-bellied piranha), 2050 nucleotides long. It is a transcript of the gene f11r.1, whose product is annotated as F11 receptor, tandem duplicate 1. The record is from RefSeq and is a predicted model, not a curated record. The transcript has 10 exons. Gene Ontology annotation, biological process: regulation of membrane permeability; establishment of endothelial intestinal barrier; cell adhesion. NCBI's taxonomy places the organism in Eukaryota, Metazoa, Chordata, Actinopteri, Characiformes, Serrasalmidae. Bases 185 to 1063 code for a protein of 292 amino acids. Gene Ontology annotation, cellular component: bicellular tight junction.
CAGGUAAGCAUUUACACCAGGAAGGGCGUCCAGUUUCAGCAGUUUCUUUUCAGCGUUACGCUUGGCUGUUGUUGGCGCGUAGAUAACGAAAACAGACCGAAUUCCUGCUUAAGUUGUCGGUCAUUUUUAUUUCAAUAUUCCUUGGCUGUUUUCCUACAAGCAGGACGCUCUACAUCCAGCCAACAUGCUCUUUGUCUUGAUGUGUCUCUGCUUGCACGCGACAGGCCUGCAUGCUUUUUCUGCCAGCAGUCCUGCAAAGACUGUGAUGGUAAAAGAGGGCAGUGGAGCUGAUAUGAAAUGUGAUUACAGUGCUGACUUUGGAGCAUCACCUCGAGUGGAGUGGAAAUUUAAGGAUUUAAAGGGUUCACAGUCCUUUAUCUUCUUUGAUGGACAGAUUACCGCCCAGUACCAAGGACGGUUCACUCAGUAUGCAGGUGGUCUGAGGGUCGAAAAGACAACCAGAAAAGACACUGGAGACUAUACAUGCGAGGUGUCUGGCAACGGUGGCUAUGCAGAUGUUACAAUCAAGCUAACAGUGAUUGUACCUCCCUCAGUGCCUGUCAGCCGAAUCCCUACCUCAGUCACAACAGGCCGGAAUGUUCUGCUGACCUGCUUCGACAAGGACGGCUCUCCUCCAUCCACCUACCGAUGGUACAAAGAUGGCACCCCUCUGCCAGAAGACCCCAGCAAGUUCCCCGCCUUCAAGAACAUGACAUACAAAAUGAAUGCUCAGAAUGGCAACCUGGAGUUUCCCAGUGUGGCCAAGACAGACAGUGGGAAAUAUUUCUGUGAGGCUUCCAAUGAUCAGGGACCUAUUCAGCGUGGAGAGACUGUGUUCAUGGAAGUCAAAGAUGUGAACACAGGAGGCAUCAUUGCUGGGGUCAUUGUAGCCCUUCUAGCCAUUGCGUUGCUUUGCUUUGGCCUGUGGUAUGCUAAUAAGAAGGGAUAUUUACCCAAAAUGUCUGAAAGCAAGCAGAAAUCAGCAGUGUAUACUCAGCCUAGACAGGACUAUGGGGAUGAAGACGAUGGGGAGUUCAAACAGAAGUCAUCAUUUGUGGUGUAGCCUACAUUUUUCACCUGUUCAGCCGUUAAGGAUCUCUCCUGCUCUGCUGAUGUCGUGUGUGUGUGUGUGUGUGUGUGUGUGUGUGUGUGUGUGUGUGUGUGUGUGUGUGUGUGUGUGUGUGUGUGUGUGUGUGUGUGUGUGUGUGUGUGUGUGUGUGUGUGUCCGUGUCCCACUAGCAGUUGCACUGACCCUAAUGCUGAGCCUUGUAUCAGAAAGCUUCAUGAAUAUCCACUGGAUCAUCUCACCUUUAGAACACCUUUUAGAGGGGUAAAACAUAAAUAACAGUUAAGGGUCUGAAUAAACUUUCACUUGCCUUUUACUUUGUUGUUGAAUUUUACCAUUUUAAAAAAGUUUUUUGCUUUUUUCUACCCUGUUGAAAAAUAUUACUGUUUGCCAUCCUUCAGGAAAACAUUGUAUAAAUGUUUGUUAGGUGAUGUAAAGUACAUAUAAUUUGAAUAAGCUUAUUAAAUUUGUAUAGGUUACACUGAUUGACUGGUGGAGUGACGUUAAUGUUGUGUAUCCGCUUGAAUUGUACAUAAGUGUCCUUGUAUGUUUAUGUAGGGAAAACAAGGUACUAAAAUAUUUCCACACUAAUAUCCUGUUUAUCCAUGUGGUCUGUUUUCUUAAUCAAAGGGUUUAGAUUGUACUUUUGUCUUUUUUUUUUUUCUUCUUUUUAUUUCUCUUGUGAAAUGUAAAUAGAUGUUUUGGUUUUGUUUUUUGAUUUAAUUGUAUUUUUUACUACAAUUGUGACACACAGAGCUGUAAAUUGAACAUCUAGAAAUUUCUGAGAAGACAUUGGUUUGAUGUGUCUGACAGCAAAUCCACCUUUUAAAGUGUCUUGGAAAAUGAUUUCUCAAUGGUUCUCUUGAACACUGCACACAAACAAUAUAAAAUGCAUGCAAUAUUUGGUUGUUUUAGUUUUUGUCAUGUUCUGGCUGUAGAAAUUUUUAGGCUUUUUUGGAAUAAAUCUUAACAUUAUUGAUAUAA